GAAAGGAUAGUGCUCUUGCUGCAUGAUCACCAAACGAAGAUUCAAACCUUGAAGCAGAAAGGAUUUACUGUAAUAGGAUGUACUAGAAAGCAGAAGAGUAGUAAAAAUAUUGAAACCUGAAAUGGAUUACUGAACCUCAUGUGUAAGCGUCUAAAGGAGAGAUCACUAAUUGAUCAUGUUCUUGCAUCAUAUAUCUCUCAAGCUAACGUCCGGUUGGCAAAAAUGGAUUUAAAACAAAUGAGUGAAAUACAUAAAGAUUUACAUGCAGAAGGAAACACUCAGGCGAAAUGAACAUUGGCUCGUUUGGAGACGUUUAGCUCAUUUUAGGGCUGACAGUAAAAC
This is a messenger RNA of Gilbertella persicaria, 342 nucleotides long. RefSeq lists its product as uncharacterized. Bases 139 to 291 code for a protein of 50 amino acids. Lineage: Eukaryota; Fungi; Mucoromycota; Mucoromycetes; Mucorales; Choanephoraceae. The record is from RefSeq and is a predicted model, not a curated record. The transcript has 3 exons.